UUGAAAAAAUAAGUAACGAAUGUUACUCAUUUGCAUUAAAUAGACUAAAAAACAACAUUUUUAUGGUUGAAUAAUUUUGCGGAGAUAUGCCACGACAAUGGAUAAUUAUAUGUGUUCAACUUGCCGUACUCAAUUGCGCUCUUCUUGGCUACGUCUGUGCAUCGAGAAACAGGUAUGGAACGAUAUCAGUGGAAGGAGCAGCUUUUGUGAACACGGAGGUAACACUGAAAGCGACACCGUUCCUCCCUUGGGGAUGUGACGUAGAAUGGAGGUACAUAAAGGACGGGGACACAUCAUUUCAAACAAUGAAUGGGACAAAUGUUAAAAGAUAUUCUGAAGAUAGGUCAUUCUUUUUAAAAUGGACGGCUUCAAUUGAAUACGACGGAUCUUAUUUCUACGCUGGAUGUUCAACAAACGAAACAAUUAAAACAUCCAUGAUAUCGUUAAAUUUGAAAGAAUCAAUUACCAUCUGUGCAUCCGUUGUAACUCAACAAUGGCAUACGUCGGUCCUUUAUGCAUUAUCUGGAACCGUAUUACUUUCACUUGUAACAGCAUUGACCGUGCUUCUCCUUUGUCGAUGCAAAUCUCAUGCGUAUGAAAGGUUUCUGCACCGAAGAGGACCUGUAGCCAGCGAUCCUAGUAGACAUGUGUACGAUGGUGUACAGUCUACUGUUGAGACAACUGUGCUUCACGAUCUAAGAAGGACAACUGCAAUUGUCCCUGACAACUUACUAACACCUCCACUUCCGGUUAUUGAAGACACCCAAGUCCGUUUAAACAGAAAUGUAUGCCACUACGACUACGUGGAUACCUCGUACGUUCAACACGCGAUAUAA
Mya arenaria is the source of this 836-nucleotide messenger RNA. RefSeq lists its product as uncharacterized. Bases 87 to 836 code for a protein of 249 amino acids. Lineage: Eukaryota; Metazoa; Mollusca; Bivalvia; Myida; Myidae. The record is from RefSeq and is a predicted model, not a curated record. The transcript is spliced from 5 exons.